GCCCUGGUCGUCGUCGCCGCUGCGGUAACGGAGCGGCUCGGGUGGCGGAGCCCGUGUUCGUGCCCGCCCGCCCGCCGUCCUCGGGAGGCCCUUCCCGCGCCGCGCUCCGCUCCGCCGCCGUCCCCGGGGCGGGAGCGCGUGACCGGAGCCGGCGCCCGCGAGCGAGGCCCCCCGCGGCGGGGCGGCUCCGGAGCUCCAGCGGCCCGGCCGGCGCGGUCCGCGGCGCGGAGAGGGGCCGCCUGGGCCGGACGCCGCGGGCGGGGCCCGGGAAGCGACAGGCGAAGCGCGGCGCGGAGCCCAGAUUAUCCUGCUCACCAGAUGUCUUGACAAUUUUUCUUGCAACAUUGGCCAUUGGUUUUCACUGCCUUCAAAAGAUCAAAAUUACUCCAGAAAUUGGAGAGUUCGAUUUAAAAGAAAAAACGUGAACAAAUGGACAAUAUGUCUAUAACAAAUACACCAACAAGUAAUGAUGCCUGUCUGAGCAUUGUACAUAGUUUGAUGUGUCAUAGACAAGGUGGAGAAAGUGAAACCUUUGCAAAAAGAGCAAUUGAGAGUUUGGUAAAGAAGCUGAAAGAGAAAAAAGAUGAAUUGGAUUCUUUAAUAACAGCUAUAACUACAAAUGGAGCUCAUCCUAGCAAAUGUGUCACCAUACAGAGAACACUGGAUGGACGACUUCAGGUGGCUGGUCGGAAAGGAUUUCCUCAUGUGAUCUAUGCCCGUCUGUGGAGGUGGCCUGAUCUACACAAGAAUGAACUAAAACAUGUUAAAUAUUGUCAGUAUGCAUUUGACUUAAAAUGUGAUAGUGUCUGUGUGAAUCCAUAUCACUAUGAGCGGGUUGUUUCACCUGGAAUUGAUCUCUCAGGAUUAACACUGCAGAGUAAUGCUCCACCACCAAGUAUGUUAGUGAAGGAUGAAUACGUCCAUGACUUUGAAGGACAGCCGUCCUUACCCACUGAAGGACACUCAAUCCAGACCAUCCAACAUCCACCAAGUAACCGUGCGUCAACGGAGACAUACAGUGCCCCAGCUCUGUUAGCCCCAUCUGAGUCUAACGCCACGAGCACCACCAACUUCCCCAACAUUCCUGUGGCUUCCACAAGUCAGCCGGCCAGUAUUCUGGCAGGCAGCCAUAGUGAAGGACUGUUGCAGAUAGCUUCAGGGCCUCAGCCAGGACAGCAGCAGAAUGGAUUUACUGCUCAGCCAGCUACUUACCAUCAUAACAGCACUACCACCUGGACUGGAAGUAGGACUGCACCAUACACACCUAAUUUGCCUCACCACCAAAACGGCCAUCUUCAGCACCACCCGCCUAUGCCGCCCCAUCCUGGACAUUACUGGCCAGUUCACAAUGAGCUUGCAUUCCAGCCUCCCAUUUCCAAUCAUCCUGCUCCUGAGUAUUGGUGUUCCAUUGCUUACUUUGAAAUGGAUGUCCAGGUAGGAGAGACAUUUAAGGUUCCUUCAAGCUGCCCUAUUGUGACUGUGGAUGGAUAUGUGGACCCUUCUGGAGGAGAUCGCUUUUGCUUGGGUCAACUUUCCAAUGUCCACAGGACAGAAGCUAUUGAGAGAGCAAGGUUGCACAUAGGCAAAGGUGUGCAGUUGGAGUGUAAAGGCGAAGGCGACGUUUGGGUCAGGUGCCUUAGUGACCACGCGGUCUUUGUGCAGAGUUACUACCUGGACAGAGAAGCUGGCCGAGCACCUGGCGACGCUGUUCAUAAGAUCUACCCAAGUGCAUAUAUAAAGGUAUUUGAUUUGCGGCAGUGUCACCGGCAGAUGCAGCAACAGGCGGCUACUGCGCAAGCCGCAGCUGCUGCCCAGGCAGCAGCUGUGGCAGGAAACAUCCCUGGUCCUGGGUCCGUAGGUGGAAUAGCCCCAGCAAUUAGUCUGUCUGCGGCUGCUGGCAUUGGUGUGGAUGACCUCCGGCGCCUGUGCAUCCUCAGGAUGAGCUUUGUGAAGGGCUGGGGCCCAGAUUACCCCAGACAGAGCAUCAAAGAAACCCCAUGCUGGAUUGAGAUUCACCUCCACAGAGCUCUGCAACUCCUGGACGAAGUCCUGCACACCAUGCCCAUCGCGGACCCACAGCCUUUAGACUGAGAUCUCACACCACAGACGCCCUAACCAUUUCCAGGAUGGUGGACUAUGAAAUAUACUCGUGUUUAUAAUCUGAAGAUCUAUUGCAUUUUUUGUUCUGCUCUGUCUUUUCAUAAAGGGUUGAAAGAUGUGUUUGCUGCCUUGCUCUUAGCAGACAGAAACUGAAUUAAAACUUUUUUUCUAUUUUAGAACUUUCAGGCAUGGCUCAGAGCUUGGAGAUCAGGAAGAUCCAAUUCUUACUAAAUCUUCACUGGUUGUUGUGUAUGAAGGAGUCAUUCCAGUGCUGGGGACUCAGCCUUUAAGUCUGUGAGAGCUCCUCACAUGCAGGACACGGGGUGUGACUGCAGAGUACAGCCAGUGUUGCUGCUGUUAAGGCUGACGAGUUCUCAAAGUCAAGUCACCUGUUACUUAGAGGGAAGUUACUGUUGAACAGACUGUGCGCGAGUGGCACGUGGGUGAGCCAGUUUUACCAAGAGCAACUUCACUCUUAAAAACCUCUUAUCAACCUUUUACUCAGAAUGGUUUUUGCAAGUUAAACAGUGAAGGUGAAUUAAAUUCAUACUGUCUUGCAGACUUCAGGGUUUUUCCCCCCAAGACAAAACACUAAUCUGUGUGCAUAUUGACAAUUCCUUACAAUUAUCAGUCAAAGAAAUGCCAUUUAAGAUUACAAUUUUUAUCCCUAAUGGAUGACCAUUAUCAAGAUGUGUACUUUGCCCUGUUAAACAGUAAAUGAAUUCUUCUAUAUUUCUAGGCACAAGGUUGGUUAUAACAAAAUAAAGCCUAGGGGAGGAAUUGUUUUCCCUUCAUUCCUAGGGAGAAGGUUUUGUAUUUAUAAAACACUAAAGCAGUGUUGCUCUGCCUGACGCUUCCCUGUUCUGCAAGGUGGCAGUGCUUCAACUACAAUAAUGACUAGUUUGGAAACUGCUAAAUUCUUUGUGAAAUACUGUGCAGAAUAAUGGAAACAGUGCAGUCGGUAACAGGUAGUUUGGAUAUUUUUGUACUUGAUUUGAUGUGUGACUUUUUUUCAUAUACUGUUUAAAUCAUGUAUGCUUUGACAUUGUUUAAAAUUCAGUUUUUGUAUCUUGGGGCAAGACUGCAAACUUUUUUAUACCUGUUGGUUAUUCUCAGCCCUUUCUUUGCCAUCAGUGGUCACUUGGCGGUGACUGUACAGAGACUGAAGUAGAGCUGAGACACAUUGACUGUACCACAGACACAAUAUGUAUACUUUUUACCUAGUUACUAGCGCAAAUAAAACUGAGUCAAUAUAUGAAGUUGAAUUCUAGGUUUGGUUUUUAAAAUGCUUUCCUUUUGCACUUUUGAGUCCAAUCUCAGUGGCAAGACACCUUCUACUAAAUGACAGGCGACAGCCAGCUGUACUGUGCAGCUCUGGUUCCCUCCACACUCUACCAGGACUUUCCCAUGUACACUAUGGAUCAUGUGUAGAGUUAGUUAGUUUUUAAACUUUUAUUUUACUGUAGCAAAAAAAAAAAAAAAAAUAGGCUUGGAUAAAUAGUGUGACUGCAAUCAAGAUCAUCAGUGAGGUGGUUUUACUCUUUGAGAGUUUUCUGUGAAUUUUAAAUUGUAGUAGGCAUUUGAGCUCUGGAAACACUGUGCAUAGCAGUUUUCUCUGUGCCAACAGAAAUGACCAUGCUGUGCAGCCUGCUUCAGAAGCUUCGGGAGGCUCCUAGAAACCAGAGCGCUGCUGACUGUACAUCUCAGUCCAACGUACACAUCUUGUUUUGUAAAAAGCUUCACCAGUUUCUACUCUUAUGUACUUAUAAAUACUUUUGUUACAGACCUAAUUUUAUCUGUAUAAGUUUGGUGAUUUCUUUUUAAAAUGUUGUAUUGACAGAAUUAUAAAAAGAUACCUUCUUUAGAAAUGUUUGUCUUUAGAUCCAUUUCACUAUGAUUGGGGAAUAGGAGUGAGAAGAGUAAGCUUUAGUGUAACAGGUUUUUAAAGUCCAGGUUAUCUGACCAGGCCAUGCUGUAACUUGAUGCUUCCUUUUGUACUUUAUGGAGUUUCCCAUAUUUAAUCAUCUUCAUAAACUAUGUGGGAAAUGUUUGUUAAGAAGUAUCUCUUCAGAGCCAAGCUACCUGUCUUGGUUUUCUUACUAAGAGCCAUAGAAAUUAUUUCUAGUUAUUGAUGAAGUUUGUAAUUCGCCUGUCCUAUGCUUUUAAGGAAUCUAGAAUUCCUGACAGCUUAGUUAAACUGUUCGUUUUGUUCCUUAUACAUUGCUAUCUUUGAAUAAGACUUUAAAAAAAAAAAAAACUUCCCUAAGUUUAAAAAGUUUGGGAUAAAAUAGUUCCCAUGUUCUUAGAGUCUGAUUGUGAUGUGGGUGUUUUCUGAGUCGUAGCUCAAAAAGUCUCCCAAGAUUAAUUUCAGUGGACACUGGGUGAGAAGUGAAUUCAGCCCACCCAGUUUGAACCCGGUCUACUCUUGUCUUGUGCCUUUUUGUGCAUGAGAAUCCGUAAUGGCAUUGCCUUUCUUUGCUUGGAAGUAGAUUCUUUUCUGGGAUAGAGUCUACCUUAGUUGUUGUACUUUACUGCCCCGCUGUACAGAGGGGGAAAAGCACUACCGUGAGCUUGCUUUUCCACAGUCAUUGUACUGUGCUAACCCAUUGCUCCUGUAAAUGGUGCAGGUUCAGACAGGAUGAGCUGGCCGAAGGAGCACACCUGCAGAGUCCAGCAACCAACGCAUGCUUAGCUGUGCUGGAUUUGAAAGUUAAAAAUCCAACUUUGUGGGGUAUGGUGUGGUUUGUGUUAGCAACUUUGAAAGGCAAAGUAACUCAGAAGUUUUACAGCCUGGAGAAGGGAGUCUCCCUGGAACGCUUGUGAAGUCUCUGUGGAGGGGAAAUGUGUGUGCUCCCAGUCUGCUAGUCACUGGCUAAUUGUCACUCUUCCAAUUUUCUAAAAUUUUAUUUUGUUGUCCCAUUAUUUGAGAGCCCUUGGUAGAAGUAGUUUUGUUUGGAGCUGGCCAGAGAUGGUUUUGGUAGUUCCUGUAGGUUCUUGUCUUCGUCACUGUUUUAUUUAAUGGUCGAGUAGCAAAGUCUGAGUUAGGUCACUGCCGUGAGUGGAACAUGGAGCCACUCUCACAGGCGGGGACCUGGAGGGGACUAGCCACAUGGAACCAUCUGCAAAUAGCCCCUGAAAUCCUCCUCUGCAACUCCUGCUCAGGCCUCCCUGGUUUUCCCUUCUAGCAACCAAGCAGUCUCUUCUCUCCUGACACAAUAAGCAGUAUGUAAAAAGCCAGUGGCCUUAUUCCUAGCAGCGUCCUUGUCAGGGCCUUUUUCUCAGUGCUGUGAGGCCGUUCAUCUGGCAUUCCAGAGGAAUGAAAGUUUUCAUCAUCUUGCCUUAUUAAGCAGUAAAACUUUUGAAAAAUGAGCCAUUUAUUGGCAGGAGCUAUUUACACAAAUCACAAUAUACUGGUAUACCAUUUCUUCUUUUUCUGCUGUCUCUGUGGAUCUCGAGGGCUUCUAAGAGAGACAGUACUGCCUAGCCAUUUGUAAAUGCCCAAGACCUGUCCUUUAGAUGUUUCAGUGUUGGGCUCCUCUCCCAUCCUCCAUCCUGACAGCUGCCGCUUUGUGAGUGCCUACUGAGCCACUCCUCAGUGUUUUCUGGUUGACUCUCCUGCUUACUUAGCUGAGGGAACCAGGCAAGUGAGGUUGUUAGUGUUCACCCAGGACGCGUCCUGUUGGGUUGAAAGAGACUUCAAUGCAGAGAUUCUGUGGUUGACAUGGAGAGUUAAUAUUCAUAGCCCAUAGCUGCCCCUCUCCCCGGUGCUCUGAAAGAUUGAGUUUCCACCGAAUUCACUCAGAAAGCUGUACUGUUGGCUAGAUGCACCAGCAAACCACACGCUUUAAACAUCUUUUGCUUGUUUCGUGUCCUGACCCUGCCUGACCUCUGGCCUCCUUCCUCUCUGUAGCUACUUCUGACCUAUAGGUGCCUUUAUGAGAAUUGAGGGUCUGAUACCAUGCCCCAAGAAAUAGCUGAUGCAAUGAGUGAUGUUUUCAGGGAUUUUAGCAUCAAAUGAAAUAAAUGAAUGAAGCUUUUAAGUCCUUUUUUCUUUUCUUUUUUUUUAAUAUAGGAAGGACUGAGGAGAGUUUUGAUGAAGACAAUCAUUUAUUUCUCUGUGUUGCUGAAAAUGCUUUUCACACGGUUUCAGAUGCUUUUCUCAGUAGCUCCAGAGUUCAUGCUCUUGUUCAACCUGAGGCUGUCUCUGGACUCACUCAGACCAUUGCACUUGUAGUUCAUGACGUCAUGUGUCCUUGGCAAGUCAUUCCCUUCUCUGGGCCUCGGCUGCCUGUCUGUGAAAUGAGGGGUUGACCUCUUCUGCCAGCUCUGGCUUCUAAGUGACCUUGCCCACCCUGCAGCAGUUUGAGAUUUGUUCUUUACCUUUUUUCUGCUGUUUGAGGGGGAUCUUACUUUUUUUCUUUGUUAUUCAGUGAGACUAGGCUUGGUCUUUCAGUACUCGUUCUUCUGUGGACAAGUAGUUACAUACGUCCUUAUGACUUAUUUUUAACCAAAGGCCUAGCACCACCUUAGGGGCUGCAGUAAGUAUAAUACAGAACACUGGGGAGGGGGGUGGGGGGCACCUUCAUUUCACUGUGUCAUCUGUGUUCAGAGCCUCUCAAAAGCUCUUGUCUGUCAUGACAUUCUGACUUUGAAGUUAGUAUAUGUAUGAUACUGUCCUCCUAAGUGCUGCCAAUUCUUCACCUAAAAUGGAUUGAGAUCCUGUUGUUAAUGCCUAGUAAUUAAUAUUAGAGGUCCUUUCUCUGGGUCUUUAGUAGCUUAAUUCUUCUAUGCUCAAAACAGGAAGUUCUUCAGAAAUUAUAUCAAUAUUUUCAUUGAUGCUAUGAAAAACAGUCCCAGUGAAUGACUGUUCACUUUAUUUUUGCCUUUUUUAUACCCAUUUUGAUUAGACAGCUUUUAGCUGGAUUAUGCCUUUCAGAGAGUUUUCUUCCAGCCUGCUUGGAUGAGUAUAAUAACUGACUUUGUUAUUUUUAAGGACCUGGGAACCUUUCUAGGGGGUGGGCUGAGGGUGGGGGUGGGGAGUCCUGGUAGAGGCCACAUCUGUGGCAGCUGUGAAGCAGGGAUGAAGCCAGCUGCUCUUGCUAAGGUUGCUUGUCAUUGGUAGAAGGACUCACAGGUUUGGAUUAGUUCAAAGGCUAAAUAUAGAGUUGGUAAACUUCUCCAAACAGGGAGGGGGUUUUGUUCAAUGCAUUUAACGUGACUUAAAAGCAUGACUCCCUAUAGGUUAUGAAGACCAGUGUGCUGCAGAUCCAGUGUGGAAGAGGUGACUGGGCACUGGGGACAGAUUGGGUGGUGACACUCCCAGCUCUGUCUCCUGCUCUGGGCCCACUCUUAGCUUGUGCUCUUAGGAAAACCUGGUCAGCUAAAGGCCCACUUUGUUUCUAUAGACUUUUGCCUGGUUGAAGUCUGUGGCUUAAAAAAAAAAAUAGUUGAAUCUUUCUUGAGAACUCUGUAACAAAGUAUGUUUUUGAUUAAAAGAGAAAGCCAA
Arvicanthis niloticus (Nile rat) is the source of this 7606-nucleotide messenger RNA. RefSeq names its product SMAD family member 4 (gene Smad4). Gene Ontology annotation, biological process: SMAD protein signal transduction; cell differentiation; regulation of transcription by RNA polymerase II. The record is from RefSeq and is a predicted model, not a curated record. Gene Ontology annotation, cellular component: heteromeric SMAD protein complex. Lineage: Eukaryota; Metazoa; Chordata; Mammalia; Rodentia; Muridae. Gene Ontology annotation, molecular function: DNA-binding transcription factor activity, RNA polymerase II-specific; RNA polymerase II cis-regulatory region sequence-specific DNA binding; I-SMAD binding.